AGCUAGUAUAAAUAGCCAUGCAUCUGGUGCGGCUCCCCCAUACAGGUGUGUCCUUAGCAGAAGCACAGAGACUAGCAAAGCUCAUCAUGGUAGCCCUUAUCUCCACACUGCAAUUGCUCUUCCUCGGGGCUCUGAUUUCUCCCGUCUAUUUGGAGGAUGCUUGUCAACCUAUCCAGAAUGCCACUGCUUCUGGCUCUUACAGUCUAUCUGUGAACCCUGCUAACUACAUGGCAAACACAAGCUACAAUGUAACCAUCAGUGGACUCCUGGAUGGCAGCUCACUUCUCCUGCAGGCCCUCAAUUCCCAGAACUCCUCUGUGGGUCGGUGGGAAGACCCAGUUGUGAACUGCAGCGACGGCCUAUCAGCAGGGCAGCAAAAUAUCACCCACAAAACCACAGCCAUAGUACAAUGGAGCUCUCCAGACAAUGAGUCAGCCCCGGUGGAAAUAAGGGUGUUUGUGACUCUUUCCAAUAGCUCUACCCUGCUCCAGAAGAUAACCCUGGAUACAGCAUCUACACCCUCACCUGAAUCGACAACGACACCCACUACCAACUCCAAAAUCACACCCUCCAGCACCACCAGUUCCGUCUCCACAGUGCAGGCCAGCUCCUUCUUCCUGGCAGCCGUCCACCUGCUGUCAGUCUUUGUUACCUGCAAACUGUUCUCCUAGUGGGAAACAGCACCCCAGUCAAGCCGUACUCUUCCAUCUUCGCUUUCCUGCUGGAUGCAAGGGUGGACGGCUGAUAUACUCAGGAAGUCUCUCUUCUAUUGUUAUGUAUUUAAAAAUGAUGACUGCACUUUCUUUUACACCCUACUUGACCAGAGAGCUGACACCCAACCCCAUUGCCAGCAGCAGGAAACACAUGAAGAAAUUCCGGCACAUACUUGUCUCGAGAGUUUUCAUGAGCUGAAAUGUUCUGUAGCAAGUCAGGAUUUGAUACAUU
Chelonoidis abingdonii (Abingdon island giant tortoise) is the source of this 945-nucleotide messenger RNA. RefSeq lists its product as uncharacterized. The record is from RefSeq and is a predicted model, not a curated record. Gene Ontology annotation, cellular component: apical plasma membrane; external side of plasma membrane. NCBI's taxonomy places the organism in Eukaryota, Metazoa, Chordata, Testudines, Testudinidae. Gene Ontology annotation, biological process: wound healing, spreading of epidermal cells; negative regulation of cell-matrix adhesion; positive regulation of cell migration.